Messenger RNA from Rhincodon typus (whale shark), 1516 nucleotides. Its product is annotated as differentially expressed in FDCP 6 homolog. The transcript has 6 exons. Lineage: Eukaryota; Metazoa; Chordata; Chondrichthyes; Orectolobiformes; Rhincodontidae. The record is from RefSeq and is a predicted model, not a curated record. Bases 220 to 1221 code for a protein of 333 amino acids. Gene Ontology annotation, cellular component: cytoplasm; nucleus.
AAUAGAGAAACUCUGACAUACACACAAGCCCCAGAACAGGUGGAGUGCGUUUGGCGAUCAGGGACGGGGGCAUUGUAUUGUUGACUGGAAGUGAAUGCAGUGAGAAGGGGGAAGUUUUCCAACAAGCUCUGAGCUGCAGUGGACGUAUCAGGUUACAGACUGGGCAGUUUGCCUGUUCGGUUUUUGUGUUUCCCAUUCCUCCGGCAGCUCCUAAACAGCAUGGAUCUAAAAAACGAGCUGCUGAAAUCCAUCUGGUACGCUUUCACCGCCCUGGACUUGGAACAGAGUGGAAAAGUCUCUAAAUCUCAACUCAAGGUGCUGUCCUACAACCUGUACACAGUGUUGAAUAUUCCCCAUGACCCCAAGAUCCUGGAGGACCACUUCCGUGAUGACAAUGAUGGGCCUGUUUCCAGCCAUGGAUACAUGCCUUAUUUGAACAAGUAUAUACUGGACAAAGUGCAAGAAGGCCAUUUUGUCAAGGAGAACUUCCACGAGCUUUGCUGGACUUUAACGGCCAAGAAAAACUACAAACCCUCGAGAGGCCAGGGCCUGAUCUCGGAGUCAAGCGCCUUCAAACUCUGGUGCCUCUUUAACUUUUUAUCGGAAGACAAGUACCCCCUGGUGAUGGUACAUGAGGAGGUUGGGUAUUUGCUGAGGAAAGUGUUCACAGCAACUGGACAGGAAUGGCUGCACGAAGAGGAGCUGGCUGAGUACUUCUCCCAGAAUCCUUCGCUAUCUGGGGCGGUCACAGUCUGGCAGUUCCUGGAGAUGAUGGAAUCGGGAAGGUUCACUAAACCAGCCAGCAAGGAAUCUCUCACUCUGGGAAUCCAGUCCGUUUACGAGGAGCUGGUGUUGGACGUAAUGCAGCAGCUGUCAUUAUUUACCCUUUUCCCUUCUUCACAGGUGGCAGAGCAAAAGAGGAGGAGAGCCAGUCAGCAUGUGAAACACUGGAAUGUGCAGCUGAGUCGACUGAUGCAGCCGAUUGUGCCUGGGGCUGCCCAGAAUCCGCCAAAGAGUGACAUCCUGAGCCACAGAGGAGGAGGAGCUUUCAUUCCCAAAGAGUUUGCCGUCAGGAGGAAAGACCGCAACGCCAGGAGACAACACGAGGUGGUCCCGUCUCUGGACUCCGAAGAGAUGCCAGGCUCUGACUCUGAGGAUUACGAAAACAUGGCGGAGUACAUAAAGAACAUGUCGCUGACAGGGGCUAAGAUGAUCCCUUAGGUGGAGCCGCAGUGUGGACUAACCAGUGUGAGUGAAGAUGUGAGGGACCCCCUGGGGAGUCAGUGCCGAAUCCCGGUGUGGGUGUGCGUGUGUGGGUGUGCGUGCGUGUCUCUGGUUUCCAUUUCAGCCUGCCCGUUUGUCGGACAGUGUGUCCCAGCCCCUUCCCAGGGUCUGCACACAGCUGGGAACAUUGUCGUGUUCCCUGACACUGGAGCCAAGGAUAUAGUGAGCAGGACAGAGACAGCCUGGGGACCAUUGAUACUGGGAGAGACAAGCCCCAUCAACAUGAAUCCUU